Messenger RNA from Komagataella phaffii GS115, 1251 nucleotides. RefSeq lists its product as hypothetical. Gene Ontology annotation, biological process: intra-Golgi vesicle-mediated transport; cytoplasm to vacuole targeting by the Cvt pathway. Gene Ontology annotation, cellular component: COG complex. The transcript has a single exon. The coding region runs from base 1 to 1251 and encodes 416 amino acids. The record is from RefSeq and is a predicted model, not a curated record. NCBI's taxonomy places the organism in Eukaryota, Fungi, Ascomycota, Pichiomycetes, Pichiales, Pichiaceae.
AUGAAAGCGGAAGACCUAAAGGUUCUCUUGGAUACUUUGGCUUCCGACUUGGACCCACAGGAUAAACUUCUUCUAGCCAAUGCGAAUAACCAAGCUGAAUUACUCUCCUUCCUCGAUGUUAUGCUGUCCCAGGAUGCUGAGUCUUUGCUGACACCAGCACAACCAAGUAGUUCGUUUGAAGCAAAUUCCAAAAAUGUCAUGGAAGAGCUGGCGGAGCUGGAUAAUUCACAGAGAGCUCUAGAGAAACAAAUUAAAGACCAAUUACUGAAAAACAUUGAUCUGGUGAUCGAGAGUAAUAAUGAGGUCAACCAAUAUUUGGAUUUAUUUCAACAGAUUGACAGGUCAAUCUACGAUAUGAAAGGACAGAGAGAAGAUGAAGAGCUUAAGAAUUUGAGUAAUUUGAACGUUGAAAUCGAAAUUUCCUCAUCAGUCUUGAACAGUAUUGAUGAUGUAAUGGAUAUCCUGGAGCUACCAGCUUUAACUAAUAUUUGCAUUAAGAACGGGCACUAUAGUGAAUGUGUGGACAUCUCAUCCCACCUAAGGAGACUAUGUAUCCGUUUCCCUCAUCUAGAAGUCAUGAAAAAGGUCGAAACAGACACUCAAAGCGAGAUUACGAUAAUGAUCAACGGUUUACUGAAACUGUUGACUACUAACCUGAAACAGUCCAAUGUGGUGAAGAUAAUCAACUACUUGAGAAGGCUUUCAAUUACUAAGAGCGAUUCCUCGGAGCUGAAUGGACAUGACUUGAAAAAGGAAACUUCUGUAUUCUCCACCGAUGAUUUGAAGACAAUCUUCUUACACUCUAGAUACAACUUCAUAAUGGAAGAAUUAGAUGAUCUCAAGGGUCUAAAAGAUUCCAAUCUGCAUGAGAAGUACUUGAAGAGGUGUAUAGAAGUCAUAAGGGAACAUUCUUUUGCUACAUUGAUGUCACUAGAGACCAUUUUCCAAGAAUCAUCAGUUAAUGACCGUCAACUAACUGCCAUGUUACUCUCGUCUUAUGUCAAAGCAAUUGCUUCUCGCCUUUGUGACAUAUUGAAGGAAAGUUUACCCAAAGUUUCUGACCCAAUUAGCAAAGAUAGUUUACUACUACAGACCCUGUACUGCUCACAAUCUUUAGGUAGAAAAGGUUGUGACUUUACUGUCAUCCUACGAAAAGAACUGCAACAUAAUUGCACACCCCCAGUUAUUUCGCCUGAGGAGUGGAAAAGAGUAGUACAAAAACAGCAAGAUUUGAUUCGGACAGUGGAAUGA